Molecule: messenger RNA, 1467 nt
Organism: Aedes aegypti (yellow fever mosquito)
Lineage: Eukaryota; Metazoa; Arthropoda; Insecta; Diptera; Culicidae
Product: zinc finger protein 423
Exons: 2
Coding region: 137-1363 (408 amino acids)
Source: RefSeq, a predicted model, not a curated record
ACAGUUCGUUGAGAUCGAUAUUUCUCCCAAACAAAAACAAAAGCUUGCAUAAAAUUACGAUUGUUAGUCCGUUUUUUUGCAAACAAAUUUGCUAUUAGAAUUAUUAAAUUAAAAUAAUUUAAAAAUUUUACACCAUAUGGCUAACACUGCAGAACAAACCAAGGGCAAACGAGUAGCAAGUACAAAAUGCUCGUCAUUACAAGGAAUUUCAAAGCCAAAAGUGGUUCCGUCUAACUCGAUUGUUUUGGAACAAAACGGUGAGAAAAAAAUACUGAAGAAAGUUAAGUUGAAGGCUCCGCCGAAAUCCGGUAAAAAAUUGCCACCCGAGUCUAAUAAAAGCAACGAAAAAAAUACGGGAACACAAGAAACGGCAGCUGGGAAGCCAAAGUUUGUAUGUACAUUCUGCAAAGUCGCUUUCCACGAGCAAGAAGCGCUGAAGAAACAUUUCUUGAAACAUGGCAAUCAAUCUCAAAUCGGGAAGAACCCGGAUCAGGCCGCAGGUUCCGGUAGGGAGAGUACCAUUGACCUCAUCGAAUGCGAGUGGUGUCCGGAAACGUUCACCCAGUUGUCACGAGCCAUAGAACACAAGUACCGGAAGCAUAACUACGAGAGCAAAAACUAUUUCUGCACUCUGUGCGGCAAGCUUUUCCCACUGAAGGUGGCCCUGGAUCAGCACCAGAACAGCAUCCAUAAGCAUGAUAUGAAGAUGAAUGUACCCCGUCUGGAUUUCAUUUGCGGCUUUUGUGGAACAGCUUUCAUUUCCGAGUCCGCUUUGGAUUCGCACGUUAAGACGGCCCACAAUUUGGAAAAACGAAUGAUGGCUCAUCCCUUUAUCCCCAAUCCGUCGAAGAAGGUUCGGCUCAAUCAAGCUGGCGAGAUAAUCUCCAUAUACUAUUGCCAUUUGUGCGGCUCGGAGUACAUGCUUAAGUUCAAUCUCCUGAAGCACAUCGAGGACCACCAUUCGUACGAGGACCGGUGUGCCAUGCCGGAGGAUAUGCUCAAGUGUAGCACCUGUGAUUCUAUGUUCUACACAAAAAAGGCCUUCGACGCUCACAAUGUUCACCACAAACCGGAGGACCUCUAUGUCACCAGUGAAGAGCAAAGGUUGAACAUUGUGGCGAGGGUGGAUCAGGACUUUGACUUUCGGCGAGUCCCGACCGCGCUCGAUAAGGCCUUGGGAUCGCUUAGCAGCAGCAGUACAGACUCGGCGGUCACUCUUGCUAAAAAGCAUGGAGGGAAAGCUAAACGCGCCAAAGGUACUUCGAGUACGGCAACCAACAACUCAGCGUUGAAAUUGCAUUCCAGUGGGGAAGUUAAUGGAAUUGACGUACUAAAAAUGCUGUUGGAAGGAGCUGGAAAGUGAGUAUAGAUGUUCAUAAUUAUAACUUUCUGAUUAAUUUAAGUAGUACCUAGUAAUGAUAAGGAUUAAUCUGCGAAUAAAAUAUCGGAAUGACUGCAUACGACAAA